CGCUGUGUUAUGUAGAUUCUCCUGAAUUUAUCUUAACCCUAUCGAAAUUUAUUUAAGUUCAUUUUAUAUGGCGUUGGGUGAUUGGGGUUAAAACUUAAAACUGAUGUGAAUUUUCCUAUCUGAACCCAUUAGUAUUAACUAUGUUUUUCUAGUUGACCCGUUUUUCUUGUACACAUAUGUCAAUUCAUGAUGUUAAAGCUUUAUAUUUCUAAUUAUCCAAAAAUUACAAAAAGUUGAUAUUAUGAAAAUAUACAUAGAGACGGAUCUAACGAGAUCCCACAUCACGUGACUAUAUUUUCUAAGUACAAAUCACAAAAUAUAGUCAAAGUAGAGCUGAUCAACUCUAGGCCGGCCCGAUUUUGGGCGGGUUUGGGCAGAAUUUUUGGGUCAUACUCGGUCCGAUUUAUUUGCUUUAGGACGGGCUUUGGACAAACCAAAAAUGACUUUUUAGUCUAUUUUUAGCUCGGCCCGAUUUUGGCUGCUUUGGGCACAAAAAUUUGGCCCGACUGGGCAAUUUUUUUAGGCCCGGUCCGGCUCGGCUCAUGACCGUUGAUAAGUCAGAGUUACAUAUGUAAAUAAUGUCAAAAGUCAAACAAGUCAUCUAAAUAACGGAGGAGGUAUAUAAUAAUUGGAUAAUACAUAGUAGUAGUAUACUAAUAACAUGAAACGUUUGGAGUUAGGACUUCCGUAGGAAAUGAAAAUUUGUUCUCAACGCCACACUGAAAUGACACACAAACGUAAUCUAAAACUAGAGGUGAGGUUUUUCUUGUCAAAAUCUAUAUGAAUAAAAACCAAUAUUCAAAAGGCAUGAUGAUGAUAAACACUUUAUAGUUGAUAGCAAGACAUUUUUAAUUGGCUCUAAACUCACUAACUAGGCUUAAAUGGGCUCCAUACCCUGUAUUCAUCCUAUAUUUCCUUAUAUUUCCACUCGAUCAAGUGUUACAUUAUAUAUUUUCAGCAUACCCAGAUCCUUAUUCUUCGAGCACAAUCAAAGAUGGUGGAAUUUGAGUUGUUGGGCUUCUAGCUUUGAUACAGCAGGAAAUUUAUUUGAUGAACAAAGUUCAUCUAAUUUGGAAAAUCAAAUUGGAUCACUAAAUUCAGUUACUUUUGGCACAUUAGAUGCUGAAAUUACACCAGAAACUAUUGAUUUUUUUGUUAGUGAUGCUGAAGGUGACCCUGAUUGUCCUACCAAAGGUUAUGCUUCCAUUGAGCAGGCUCUCAUCACUCUUAAGCAGGGAAAGUUUGUGAUUGUUGUAGAUGAUGAAAAUGAAGAAGGAAAUCUAGUUAUGGCAGCAACCUUUGUAAGUCCCCAAGCCAUGACAUUUAUGGUUAAACAUGGAUCAGGAAUCGUUUCAGUGGGGAUGAGAGGGGAGGAUCUCGAAAGAUUAAAGCUUCCUCUUAUGUCACUGGAUAGUGAGAAUGCAGACUCCACUGCUCCUACUUUCACUGUCACUGUGGAUGCUAAAGUUGGCACAACAACUGGGGUAUCAGCUUCAGAUAGGGCUAAAACAGUUGUUGCUCUUGCAUCUCCGGACUCUAAGCCCGAAGAUUUCAAUAGGCCUGGUCAUGUCUUCCCCCUCAAGUAUAGAAAUGGUGGGGUUCUUAGAAGAGCAGGACAUACUGAAGCUUCCGUUGAUUUGAUUAUGUUGGCUGGAUUAAGACCAGUGUCAGUUCUUUCCACUAUCAUUGAUCAAGAUGAUGGUUCCAUGGCCUCUUUAACCACUUUAAGAAAGCUAUCAUUGGAGCACAACAUCCCCAUUGUUUCAAUCACUGAUUUGAUUAGGUAUAUGAGAAAGAGGGAGAGAUUAGUAGAAAGAACAAAGGUUUCGAGAAUUCCUACUAACUGGGGAGAAUUUGAGGCUUACUGCUAUCAAUCAAAGCUAGAUGGAAUAGUGCAUAUAGCUCUUGUAAAGGGAAACGUAGGAAAUGGUCAAGACAUCCUAGUAAGAGUUCAUUCAGAGUGCUUGACAGGUGAUGUGUUUGGUUCAGCUCGAUGUGACUGUGGAAGUCAACUAGCUUUAGCGAUGCAGUUAAUUGAGAAAGCUGGAAGAGGGGUUCUGCUUUACUUACGAGGUCAUGAAGGGCGAGGAAUUGGCUUAGGUCAUAAACUCCAAGCUUAUAACUUGCAAGAUCAAGGCCAUGAUACCGUUGAAGCCAACCUUGAACUUGGAUUGUCUGCUGAUGCGCGUGAUUAUGGUAUUGGCGCACAGAUUCUGAGGGAUAUCGGGGUUCGAACUAUGAGGUUAAUGACCAACAAUCCAGCAAAAUUCAGUGGCUUAAAGGGUUAUGGCUUGGCUGUUGUAGGAAGGGUUCCAGUCUUAACACCCAUAACAGAGGAAAACAGGAAGUACUUAGAAACAAAGCGGAUUAAGAUGGGGCACAUAUAUGGAUCUGAUAUACAAGGAUCAUUGGCUGGACUCUUUAAUCCAAAUCUUACAAAUUCAGAUACACAAGAAAGUGAAGAAGAAACAAAAUGAGCUUUCUUUUCUGUACAUUAAAGCCUUCAACAGAAAACAUAUUCUUGUCAAAAUAGUAUAACCUUUUGUUAUUUUUGAUUCGGUAAUUUACUGGCCUAAGCAGGCUCAGCCCUCAUGAGUUAGGGGGUAAGAAAGGGGUCCCAAUCCAUAAAGAAACUUCCAGAGACGGGUAAGUGGUGAUUUAUACUCAGAGUCAAAUAUCUACACAAACUCCCCAAAUAUGGGGUUGAUAAGAGUCGAACUCCCAACCAUGUGGUAUAACCUUUUGUUUUUUUUUGGGAGAAAAGGUCUGCUUAUAAUUGUUUAUAUAUUUUUGAGUGAAUCAUGGUUUACUUGUAUCAUUCUUUCACAUAUGCAAAGGAAAAAGUUGCAUAUGAAACAGCUUUACAAAGUUAUUGAGAAAAGAUUAUGAAAGUGAAUGUAAUUAUUGAAGUGAAAGCUACAAUUGAAGAAUAUUAAAGCAUCUUAAGAUUUAUCUUUCUGUCUAA
Beta vulgaris subsp. vulgaris (sugar beet) is the source of this 2965-nucleotide messenger RNA. Its product is annotated as monofunctional riboflavin biosynthesis protein RIBA 3, chloroplastic. Gene Ontology annotation, molecular function: GTP cyclohydrolase II activity; 3,4-dihydroxy-2-butanone-4-phosphate synthase activity. Gene Ontology annotation, cellular component: cytosol. Gene Ontology annotation, biological process: riboflavin biosynthetic process. Lineage: Eukaryota; Viridiplantae; Streptophyta; Magnoliopsida; Caryophyllales; Amaranthaceae. The transcript has 7 exons. The coding region runs from base 882 to 2477 and encodes 531 amino acids. The record is from RefSeq and is a predicted model, not a curated record.